CGCCACAAUGUCGCUUUCAAGCUAUGGCGUCGACGACGCUAAGCUACCACAACAACCUUUCCUUGCUGGUGCCAGGCCCGAUACACCAAGCUUCCUCGACACGACUGCAUGUCUUUGCGCUCUUCGUGCGUUACCUGGACUCGAUAAGCUCGCCGAAGCCGGAGCAGAUUUCGAUAAUGGCCAGGCGGCAUGGCAAUGCAUUGGAAACCAAACACAAGGUGUAUAUAACAUCACAAGCGGAAAAUGGUACAAGGCCAAGAAUCCCAAGGGCUCGCUCGAUCUGCCCAUGGAAGACAAUUCCAACCCUCCUGUCGGGGGUGAUCUCGUAUGGGACUCCAAGGGCCGUUCUCUGAAGCCAUUGAAGGACAAAAACACGCUCACUGUUUACGACCGAGACUGUACUGGCACCAACAGAUCGAGCUUCUCGACCAGUUUCUACAGAACCACAUAUCAGCUUCUUAACGAUAAGCUUCCCAUUGAUGCUGCACCCUGCUGGAGGCCAGGUGCCCUUCCCCUGCAGCUGCAAAACGUGUCUUCCUGGCAGGAGUAUGGCUGUAAAGAAGGGUUUCUUUGCCAGAACAACACCAUCAACUCACUGCCUCAAUCAUGUCCUCCUCUCGAGAAGUGCACAGUUGCACGUCUCUCAGGUAUGACUUGCUCAUUCAACGGCACAAACGUGGGCAUGGGAGUUUUCGAGCCCAUCAUCUGCCAGGCAGGCCACUAUUGUCCCUUGGAGGAAAAGGGCAUGAAGAAGAUUAGAUGUCCUGCCGGCUCAUAUUGCCAGCCUGGUGCUUCAACUCCAACACCAUGCCUAUCUGGCAGCAGGUGUCCGGAAGGCGCGUCCUUUGAGAGGUAUCUGAUUCCCGUGAGCGUUCUAGUCAUCAUCGAUUUCCUCCUCCUUGUGGGCAUGUUCGUCUUGAUGUUCCGUUCACGAUGGCAAAGAACAUCCAAAGCCCAUGCUGGUGCUCUGAAGAGGCACAAGACCAUGAGGGUCGUCAAAGCGACAAUCACUGGACGGGGAUACAAGGAGUUGCCCGAAGACCAAGACAAUGAGAUGGCCCCAAUGCAACCUGGCUACAGUCCUUAUUCACCAUACGGACAAAACUUCCGAGAAGGACGGGCCCGAACUGGUUUUGAGGCUACUCUCUCGCGGAACAGCAUCUACAGCUCGGAACAAGAGCAGAAAGAACUGGAGGCCAACCCACAGCUUAAAGCUUUUGUUGAAUCCAUGCGACGAGCAGCUGAGGCAACCAACUUCGGCCUCUCCUUCAGAUACUCUGAUCUUGUCUUCCAUCCCAAAAAGAGCCCAAGGCCCAUUCUUCAGAACGUCACAGGCUCUAUUGAGCAGGGACAGCUGGUUGCUGUUAUGGGUGGCUCAGGAGCUGGUAAAUCGACCUUUGUCAAUGUUUUGAUGGGUAAAACAAGCAAUACUGGCGGUAUUGUUGCGGUCAACAAUACUCCAGGCAAGAUGAAGCAGUACAAGAAGUUGACAGGCUACGUGCCUCAGGAUGAUAUCGUGUUACCUGAGCUGACGGUCUACGAGAACAUUGUGCACUCGGCACGUAUCCGACUUCCUCGUAACUGGAGCAAGAAAGAUGUUGAAGCUCAUGUUGAGUCUGUGAUUGACUGUCUAGAGCUUUCGCACGUGCGAGAUUCUCGGGUCGGCAGCGUAGGCAAGCCUGUCAUCAGUGGUGGUCAGAGAAAGCGAGUGAGUAUUGGCAUGGAAUUAGCAGCUGCGCCAAUGGCUAUCUUCCUUGAUGAGCCAACCAGUGGUUUGGAUGCUACCGCAGCAUCAUCCAUCAUGCGCACGCUCAAGGCCAUUGCAAGACUCGGCAUCUCCAUCAUUGUCAUCAUUCACCAGCCGCGAACUGAAAUUUUCGACCUGUUUGAUAAUCUCAUCCUGCUCGGUAACGGACAGACCAUUUAUGAAGGCCCUCAAAUGGAGUCACAGACAUAUUUCGAGAGCAUGGGCUUCCAGUUCCCGGAGCACAGCAACCAUGCUGAUGUAAUUACCGACAUCAUCACUGGUAACGGUAGGGAAUACAACAGUGCUGGUGAUGUUUCCAAGGAAGCAUUGAUCUCGCACUGGGCUAAGAUGCGGCAGAACAAAUCGGAAGAAGCUUACGACCGCAGAAGUGUCAGGUCCACGAUGCUGGGUGAUACAGGAAUGCGUCAGGCCCUCAAGAAACGUGGUGCCCCCUAUAUCAAACAAGGAUGGCUCUGCCUCUGCCGUGCAAUGCUUCAGCAAUACCGCGCCAGGGCUGCUCUGUUUGCCGAGAUGGGUCUUGCUGUUCUCGCAGGUGCUCUGCUCGGUCUCGCCAACAACCCUAAAAACGGUAUUAUGUUUGUCGGUCUAUUCCACGAGCCCUAUGAGGUCUUGUCGACAGCUAUCGACUUCUUCUCUGCACCUCAGUUCGCACUUCUGAUUGCUAUUGCUAUUGGUCUUGUUGCAGGUGCUCCUGGAGUCAAGCUCUUCUCCGAAGAGACACUCUUGUACAGGCGAGAGGCCGAAGCAGGCCAUUCCCGACUGUCUUACUUUCUUGCCAAGGUUAUUUCUGUAUUUCCUCGUAUGGCGCUUGGUUGCAUGCACUUUACCGUGCCCUUAUUCUUGUUGUCUGUACCCAUCAUUGACUGGGGUCUGGCAUUCCUCAUAAAUUUGCUGUACUUCUACUGCAUUUAUGGCCUUGCAAGUAUCGUAAGCAUGGUCGUUCGACGUGAAGAUGCACCACUAUUUGCUACCAUGAUUGCCCUCAUCACUGGUAUUCUCUCUGGUUCCGCGCCUCCACUGGCAUCUGUUAAGGAUUGGCAUAUGGAGUGGCUUUGGCGAGCAUCUCCUGCUACAUGGUUGGCGGAGCUGUACUUUGGGCAGCUUGUGGCACCUUUUGCAUACCUCUUUCAGGUCGAUAUUGCGGCUGAGGCGACUGGAUAUCAUCUUGACCGCAAGUGGCUCAACAUUGGUGUUUUGGUAGCAAUCGGAACUGCUUAUCGACUGAUUGCCUUUGCCGGGAUGGUGUUGGGGCAUCGAUUGAGAAGAUGAUAGGGUGGAGUAUCUUCCUGUAUGCGUGUUCACACGAAGAAGGAUUUAUGUUUGGUAGAAAGUAGAUGAUGA
Molecule: messenger RNA, 3109 nt
Organism: Fusarium verticillioides 7600
Lineage: Eukaryota; Fungi; Ascomycota; Sordariomycetes; Hypocreales; Nectriaceae
Exons: 2
Coding region: 8-3037 (1009 amino acids)
Cellular component (GO): membrane
Molecular function (GO): ABC-type transporter activity; ATP binding; ATP hydrolysis activity
Source: RefSeq, a predicted model, not a curated record